AUGGCCAUUGAGCAGGAGACGGCCGAGGGUGGCGACGUGGCCUCCUUGUUGACCUCCCAGGAUGAGAAGAAGGGCACAGCCCUACACGAGGCAUGCCGCAACGGUCACCUUGACGUGGUUCGACUGCUGUUGCUGCGUGGAGCCCCUGCUGAUGCUCGCGACGGCCAUGGUCAAUCACCCUUCCAGGUGGCGGCAGAGUGUCCGGAGAAGUUCGAGAAGCUUCGCGGUGCUUUUGAAGCUGAACUGUUCAAACGAUGCGCCACAGGGGACACCGCUGGGGCAGAAGCGCUGGCCAAGGGUGGCAUGGACCUCAAGUGUACCCAGGCUGGCUACAGCCCAUGGGCCUGGGCCAGACUAUUUGAUGCAACAGAUACGGCCGACCGGAUGGAGGCCAUUGCCAGUGGAGCGGUUGCAGCGGUGGACUUGGACGGUGAGGGGGAUGGCGAUGAUGGCGAUGUGUCCAGACCAGGUGAGGGACAAAGUCCCGAAAAUGAAGAGGGAGUCACCUCGAUCUGUGAUGAGCUUUGCGCACUCGAUCUGCUUCUAUGGCCACCAGUGAGUGCAUUUAGUUUUGAUGCAGAAGUGUUUCUGAGCCUAGGAGAGUCUUUGCAGGUUGAGGUUCACAUGCCGCCCUUAGAUGUUCCAUCUGCAUCUAUGCUGUUUGAGAAGCUGCAGUGCUGCCUACAAGCAGUGGCACCCGUGGGUGAGUUUCUACCAACAGCUCCUGCUUUGGUGCCGGUGCUGUCCUCUGAUUCCUCCGAAGCUGCUGCAUUGGCUGGCUCGACCACCGUGACGCUUUAUUUAGAUCAGUCCACGGACGGGUUCCAGGUGAAGCUGGCCGGUGAAGCUCCAGGGACCGUUCAAUUGGUGGGUGGAUCGAUUUGGGCCUUGUCGCAGGCCAUCGAGAAGCUACGGCAGCUGCUGUUGCUCCACCGCCGUCCCAGCUUGGAUUCCGCGCGGCUCCCAGCCCUCUGCCUCCACGGGAAGACCAACCCCACGCCGUCAGCAGAGUCUGCGGUGUUGAUGGACCUGUGGGAUUUGAGCUCAGAAGAGCAGUUGCAGGCGCUUCAACAGAUGGCUCGCUGGCAAAUCCGGCAAUUCUGGGUGCCUGUGCCGCACGCGAACUUCAGCUACCGCUGGUUGCAGGAUGUCUUCGAAGCACGGAGAAUUUGCAGCCACAUCGGAGCCGAGUUGGUGCCCGUCAUCGACGAGAAGUCAGACACAGUGGCACUCGCCCAGUUUCAAGGCGCGAACAAUGUAGGCUGGCGCCUUCAGCCCAAUUCCAGCGCUGAGUGCCAUGAGGUAUGGCCCACCUUAAGAAGUGCCGGUCACACCAAUGUGCGGCUCACGGUAAUGGUGGCCUUGGACAAGCGCAAGGCUUUGCAACAAGUGAAUCAGCUGUGCAAAGACCUCGCACGGCAGUCCUCCAGGAUCGGGCUCUUGUUGGAGUGCGAGUUGCAUGACCUGAAGCUUUUUCCAAUGGAUCAAGCUCUGAAGAUUGGCUUCGCUCAUGGAACCGCCCUCGGUGUCCUCUUCCGUGAACGACGAGGUGGUCAACUUGGUCGUCUUCCGCCUCACGUGUGGCACCCGCCAACCGCCACGGCGUCGCAGUGGGCAGCGACGUUGUGGGAGAAGACCCGCUCCAUCUCGGAGGUCUUCCCAAGCUUUUCCAAAUGCCUCGUCUUGGAAGUCCCUGUGUUCGGAGCUCCUUGGGCAGGUCGUGGCACUGCUUGGCGACCAUCCUGGUGCUUACUCAGCAGCUUUCUGGCAGCAGGCAUGCAUUGCAGUUCUGAGGUUGAAGCCACGAGGCUACCACAGCUACUCCAAGGGCAAUUCUUUGGAGAUUCUUCAGGCUCCCUGGCUUGGGAGCUUUGGAAUGCUUCUGCAUCCCUUGAUGAAGACUUCUUGACGAGUUUGUUCUCACUCCUCGCUGGCGAGAUGCCCCGCUUGGAUGACGAAGGCAUCAGCAGCGCCAAUGCAUGGUAUGCUCAUCUGACCGAGCGCCGUCUCCGGCUACGACGCUUCCGGUCGGAGGGAGAAGCUCCGCUUCCAGCUCGUGUGCCUGGUCGGGCGGAGUCGUUUGAGGGAAGUCGCACUCCGUGUUUAUCGGCUGGCAUGCUCGCUUCAUCGUUGGUCGGCAUCGAGUGGCUACGGUUUGCCUGUCGUGUUUAUCUUCUACUUGCAAAGCACUCACGGCGGUCAUCUCCAGACUUGCACAGUUCACUGCAAGCCUUGCCACCCGCCAAGCAGAGUGAUGUGCGCAAUGGUUUCUUGGCUUUGCUCCAUCGGACGAUCCAUGGAGUCGUAGAUCUACCAGAGAAUGGCUGGUGGGAGGAAAGUGAAGCUAUGGAGGCUGAGGCGUCCCAGGCAGAGGCACUCUGGGCUGGAGGAUUGCGCUUGGGUGCUGCUUUGGAUCUUCAUCCCUGGCAGGAAUUGGAAAAGAAACGGACCGGAAAGGCCCGUAUGGACCUUCACGCAGGUCUACGACUGAAGGAUGAUCAGGAGUUGUCUGCGUGUCUUUGGGUCCUCGAGGCCGCCUUAGGCGAAGAUGGACGAAACUGCCCAAGUUUCCAGGAGUUCCUCGCAAUGGCAGACAUCAGUGUGAGUGAUGUGACUCCACCAUCAUCGGCGCCCUCCUUUGGCUCGGCCUCCUCCUACGGCCGUUCCGCAGCCCCCGAAAUUCCGCAGCUGAGACUGCAACUGCAAGGACUGCUUUCGCCUGGCGCUCCUUCCCCGACUGCUAAGAGCUUCUUCUCCUCGGAAGAGGAGUCCGCAGCAGCUUCAGAGAAGUCCCCGGUAGUACAGAUGUCGCCGCUGGGUGGCUCGGAGCAAAGCCAACUCCGCGUUUCAAGGGGCUUUCUCGAUUCUGAGUCCGACGUGUCCCUUCUGAUGCUCAGCAUUGAGCAGAGCCUCCUGUCAGAGCCUCGGACGGUGAAGGAAAAGAAGGUGCAGAAGAAGCACUUCAAUGUGAAGCAGAUCCAGGCAGGAGGGCAGGGCGCUUUCACAUUGAGCACUUUUCAGAGGGUUGGUGCACUUUGGAGAAGCGCCUUCACGCGGGCUUUUGCACAGGUGGUAGAUCCCGAGCUCCGGAAGCGCUUCGACAAGGGGAAGACCUUGAAGGAAAACAUGGAGCAGACGAACCUCAAAGAGAUGUACAAGGAUGUUCUGCCGAAGAAGAUCCCGAAGAAAGGGGCCCAUCCGGUGAAAGUGAAUGAGGAAGAGGCACCAAUUUGCAAAGAGCUGCUGAAGAAGCAUGGGGAUGACUACGAGAAGAUGCACUGGGAUAUCAAGGUCAACGUCUUCCAGUGGACAGCACGUCAGUGCGAGAAGAAAGUCAAGGCCUUGAAAGCCGGGAAAGUCCGGUCGAUGAAGGCGGAGAUCUUGUCGGGCCAUGGCAUGGACUGGCGGCGACCGCUCUACGGCAAGCCCAAGGAUCGGAACGUCUUUGGCCACUGA
Messenger RNA from Durusdinium trenchii, 3456 nucleotides. Lineage: Eukaryota; Dinophyceae; Suessiales; Symbiodiniaceae. The record is from the annotation of a GenBank genome assembly.